CAUCAGUCGGACCUCUCUCUCCAUCUUUUUCGGCUAAUCUCGCUGAUAACUUGAUCUUCUUAUUCGAUUGAUUUGUUUGCUUGUUUCAAUUCAAAAUCUCUGAAGAGACCGAUCCAGUUAGAAGCUCGCCCAUGCUCAGAUCAGGUCUCGCUUCGUUAAUCGUCGAUGUCAAUUUGCGCCGCACAUUACGUCCAAACCCAACCUUUUGUUUUCCGGCGCAUCUUAGCCGUUCCUACUCACGCCGCUGCAUUAUCGCUUCCCGUACAGCUCUGAGGUUUCCGAUUCAUAGAUGUAGCCACCAUCGCCUUUUCUGCUUUUCUUCAUCCUCUUCGUCGGAGCAAGGCAGACCAACUUCCUCUUCCCGAAACAGUUUCAGUGCCAGUGGUCAAGGGCAGCUUGAUGAUGGUGACGACAAUUCUCCGCAGCAAUCAUCUUCUAAAGUUCUUACAUUGCCUACCGUAUUAACACUUGGUCGUGUCGCCGCCGUUCCGCUUCUCGUCGCAACGUUUUACUGUGAUAGUUGGUGGGGGACAACUGCUACAACAAGCAUUUUCAUUGCAGCAGCCAUUACAGACUGGCUUGACGGCUAUCUUGCCCGCAAGAUGAAGUUAGGUUCUGCGUUUGGUGCCUUUUUGGAUCCAGUUGCAGAUAAGCUUAUGGUCGCAGCUACAUUGAUCUUACUGUGUACAAAACCUAUCGACGUUGCUGUAUUAGGACCAGUUCCUUGGUUAUUGACGGUGCCUUCUAUUGCAAUCAUUGGUAGAGAGAUUACUAUGUCAGCAGUAAGAGAAUGGGCUGCAUCUCAAAAUGGAAAGCUUUUAGAGGCGGUUGCUGUAAAUAACUUGGGCAAGUGGAAAACCGCCACACAGAUGACAGCACUAACCAUACUUCUUGCAAGCCGGGAUAGCAAUAUUGGAUGGCUCGUCGCCUCGGGUGCUGGUUUGCUUUAUGUAUCGGCAGGACUAUCGGUUUGGUCUUUGGUCGUUUAUAUGAGGAAGAUAUGGAAAGUACUAAUGAAGUAGUCUACUGGUUUUGUUUUGCGUUGACCUGCAUUUGGAUGGAUACACAUGCAUUGAUGGAAAGGGUCUCUCAGUCAUGGCCUGUACAGGAGCAGUAAUCUCAUGAGAAAUGCUUGACAGCAUGUAGAAAGAAGUACUAGUAGAAUAUGUAGAUGACUUAGCUGUGCUCUUUCCCAACACAAUAUGAAAUGUGUAAUCUCGUCAAGGUUAAAGCCUAAUAAUGUGUGUAUUGUGCUUGGCAAAUUUGAUCUUUGUUUUAUAAGCUUUUUAGAGUUU
Messenger RNA from Capsella rubella, 1295 nucleotides. RefSeq names its product CDP-diacylglycerol--glycerol-3-phosphate 3-phosphatidyltransferase 1, chloroplastic. The transcript has 6 exons. Gene Ontology annotation, molecular function: CDP-diacylglycerol-glycerol-3-phosphate 3-phosphatidyltransferase activity. Gene Ontology annotation, biological process: glycerophospholipid biosynthetic process. The record is from RefSeq and is a predicted model, not a curated record. Lineage: Eukaryota; Viridiplantae; Streptophyta; Magnoliopsida; Brassicales; Brassicaceae. Gene Ontology annotation, cellular component: membrane; chloroplast envelope. Bases 132 to 1022 code for a protein of 296 amino acids.